Molecule: messenger RNA, 2256 nt
Organism: Ipomoea nil (Japanese morning glory)
Lineage: Eukaryota; Viridiplantae; Streptophyta; Magnoliopsida; Solanales; Convolvulaceae
Product: probable metal-nicotianamine transporter YSL7
Exons: 7
Coding region: 54-2126 (690 amino acids)
Cellular component (GO): membrane
Molecular function (GO): oligopeptide transmembrane transporter activity
Source: RefSeq, a predicted model, not a curated record
UUCAUCUUUCUUCUUCUUCUUCUCUCUCUGGAUCAGAGCAGAAUUGAGAAGAUAUGGAGGAAGGCAGAAAUGGCGAGGAAAGGUUGGGUGGAGAAGAAGACGAGAGAAAGGUAGAAUCAACAGAGCGUGUGUUUGAGAAGGUAGAAAUCCCUUCAUGGAAGAAUCAGCUGACCAUUAGGGCCAUGUUUACCAGCCUGGUCCUCAGCGCCAUCUUCAACUUCAUCGUCUGCAAACUCAACUUAACCACCGGCGUCAUCCCUUCCCUGAACGUCGCCGCCGGCCUGCUGGGCUUCGCCGUCAUAAAAUCAUGGACCGCCCUUCUUCUCAAGGCUGGGCUCUUGAAACAGCCCUUCACCCGCCAGGAGAACACCGUUAUACAAACCUGCGUCGUUGCUUCUUCCGGCAUUGCUUUCAGCAGUGGGACUGCAAGUUACAUGUUGGGCAUGAGCCCAACAAUUGCAGCACAGGCAGAAUCAGGAAAUAUUCCCAACAACGUGAAGACACUUUCUAUUGGUUGGAUGCUUGCCUUUCUCUAUGUUGUGAGCUUUGUUGGUCUCUUCUCAAUUGUGCCCUUGAGAAAGAUGAUGAUAUUGAAAUACAAGCUGACAUAUCCCAGUGGUACUGCAACUGCUUACCUUAUCAAUAGUUUUCAUACUCCCAACGGUGCAAAGCUUGCAAAGCAACAAGUGGCAGCCCUCUUCAAAUGCUUUAGUUUUAGCUUUUUAUUUGGAGGCUUCCAAUGGUUCUUUGCUGCUGAUGAUGGUUGUGGCUUUUCAAGCUUCCCAACCUUUGGCCUCAAAGCCUAUGCUCAAAGAUUCUACUUUGAUUUCUCCUCAACAUAUGUUGGUGUUGGGAUGCUGUGCCCUAUUAUGGUCAAUGUUUCAUUGCUUAUUGGAGCCAUUAUCUCAUGGGGGAUCAUUUGGCCAAUCAUUCACACAAAGGAGGGUAUUUGGUACCCUCCUAACCUCUCUUCAUCUAGCCUUAAGGGCAUCCAAGGCUACAAGGUUUUUCUUGCUAUUGCCAUGAUGCUUGGAGAUGGGCUUUUCAACUUUUUUUACAUGAUGGUGGUGACGGGUCUAAGUUUCAUGAAGCGCCGCCGGUCGGAAAAGAACGGCCCUGCAUCUCUUCUCCCCGUCGACGACGAGUUUAACAAAGGUAAAGGUGCCCAACUUGAAGACUUCGACGGGCAAAGAAGAACCCAUAACUUCUUAAAGGACUCCAUCCCCAACGCCGUCGCAGUCGGAGGAUACAUCGCCCUGGCGGCCGUGGCAAUCAUCGCCGUGCCCUUCAUCUUCCCGCCGCUGAAAUGGUACCACAUUGCGGUGGCGUACGCCAUGGCUCCCAUCUUAGCUUUCUGCAACGCCUAUGGCUGCGGCCUCACUGAUUGGUCCCUGGCGUCCAACUACGGAAAAAUUGCGAUCUUGAUUUUCAGUUCUUGGGUCGGCCAUGACAACGGCGGGGUUCUCGCCGGGCUGGCGUCUUGCGGGGUGAUGAUGAGCAUCGUUUCCACGACCUCGGAUUUGAUGCAGGAUUUCAAGACUGGGUAUUUGACCCUGGCUUCGCCUCUGGCCAUGUUCUUCAGCCAAGUCGCCGGAACCGCCAUGGGCUGCACCUUGACCCCUCUGGUUUUCUGGAUUUUCUACAAGGCGUAUCCCUUGGGCGACAGCAACAGCGCCUACCCCGCCCCCUACGCCGCCGUCUAUCGAGCCAUUGCCCUGCUCGGAGUCGACGGCUUUGGCUCCCUCCCCACCAACUGCCUAAACCUUGCGAUCGGGUUCUUCGUUGCGGCCAUCGCGAUCAACAUUUUUAGCGAGGUGUUGAGGAAGUAUGAGACCAAGUACAGGGUUUACCGCUUCAUUCCUAACCCGAUGUGCAUGGCGAUUCCGUUCUACCUCGGGGGGUAUUUCGCCAUUGACAUGUGCGUUGGGAGCUUGAUUCUGUUUGUUUGGCGGUGGAAGAACAAGCAGCAGGCCAAGGAUUUUGGGCCGGCGGUGGCGUCUGGGCUGAUCUGCGGCGAAUCCUUGUGGGGAAUUCCGGCGGCUAUACUUGCUUUGGCCGGCGUUAAAGCUCCCAUUUGCAUGAAGUUCUUGUCGGCUGCGGCAAAUGCUAAGUUGGAGAGCAGUUGACCUAAAAUAAGUUCGGUAUUAUUAGUUGUUCGUUGUUUAAUUUAGGGGGGAAUAUAUAAUAUUUAUUCAUCUAUUAGUUCUUGUUCCAUCAAAACCUUUGCUGGUUGGUUUAAGUUAAUUUGUCUUUCAA